AUGGGUGUCUUUUGUAAUGAGGAGCCACCAAAUCCUUCCCGGAAAUGCAAGUUCCUCACUGCAACUUUGAAGGAUGCGUUUUCCAAUUGCCGUACUUGUCGACAGAUUUCAACUUUGAAGCCGGAGGUGGAGUACCCAUCUAGUGACGUAGAUGAUGAGCAGGAAGUUCUUGUUUCAGAAAUCCGAAGCCGUGCCAUGGAGAACUCUAGGCAAAGAUCCUUUGUUCUGACAGAUAGCAUUUCUUGGGUGUUCUCUCCCAGGACUGGGGAACUGUUCUUGGCUCCCAAGAUUUUGCAAGAAAAGGAUGAUGAUGAUGAUGAAGACAAGGAGGAGGAAAGAGAGGAAUUUCUGUCUGUUGCAAGUUGUUUCUCCUGUCGUUCAAAUGCUUUGAGCAAGGAAGUGUUUUUUUCUGUUAAAACAAACCUUUCUCGCUGCUCAAGCUUCAGUGAGCUUCUUGAGUUACAAGAUUUUCCAAGGCGUUCCAUACUUCAGGAGCUGUGUCACUGCGAAGGAUGGCCAUUUGGUCUCUGCAGGAAGGCUGUGUUGCUUCCACCGUUGCCCAAAUCCCCUUCUGAAUCUUGGUCUUGGCGUAAAGGCAGCAGAAUAGUUAAGGUCGCUCGAAUUUAGCACCCUUCAUUCUAGCCCUAGUAAUGGAGGCAAGCAGAAAAACUAAUGAAUAAGGAUCACAAGUAUAGAAAAGUUUAUUCUUAUAUCGAAUCUUGAAAGAUAGUUGAGAUUAUCUGUUUCAUGAAUCCUAUUUCCAUCCGCUAUGUUCGAGGCUAAUGAAACUAGAGGCCUAGUUAUACAAGACUGAAGAAUCUCUCUACCAAUUCUCUAUUUUUGGCCGUUCUAGAUAGGAAGCACAACUAGUGGCCAUCCUUAUAAUUAGAUGAGCUGAGAUUUCCAUUGUAAUUUAAAUUAGAAACAUCCACAGAGAUCAGGGAGGCAACAAAGCUCCAGAAUAUGAAUAUAUGAUACAACAACAGCUGGACUCAAAAUCAGAUUUUAUAGAGGACUGCAUUUGAGAGAAAGUGUAUCAAUCACUUUUCUAUUGCAAAAUGAAGUGUGAUUUUCAUUGA
Hevea brasiliensis (rubber tree) is the source of this 1079-nucleotide messenger RNA. RefSeq lists its product as uncharacterized. The transcript has 2 exons. Bases 1 to 627 code for a protein of 208 amino acids. The record is from RefSeq and is a predicted model, not a curated record. NCBI's taxonomy places the organism in Eukaryota, Viridiplantae, Streptophyta, Magnoliopsida, Malpighiales, Euphorbiaceae.